Miscanthus lutarioriparius is the source of this 672-nucleotide messenger RNA. NCBI's taxonomy places the organism in Eukaryota, Viridiplantae, Streptophyta, Magnoliopsida, Poales, Poaceae. The record is from the annotation of a GenBank genome assembly.
AUGGUGACAUACAACACCCUCAUGGACGGGUGCGUGCUCAGCGAUGACAGCGCAGGCGCGCUAGCCUUCUUCAAUGAGAUGCGGUCACGGGGCAUCGCGCCGUCCACGGUGAGCUACAUGACGCUGAUGAAGGCGUUCGCUGUGUCGGGGCAGCCCAAGGUGGCGCACAAGGUGUUCGAGGAGAUGGAGCGGGACCCCAGGGUGACAGUGGAUAGGGCGGCGUGGAACAUGCUCGUGGAGGGGUACUGCCGGCUGGGGCUGGUGGAGACGGCGAACCUGGCGAAGGGCAUCACGAUGGCGCGCAAGCCAGGGGAGGCGCUGGUGCUCUGGAACGAGGUGAAGGAGCGGUGCCUGGAGGAGGCCGACGAGGAGCUGCUGGGGGCACUGGCGGACAUGUGCGUGAGGGCGGCCUUCUUCAAGAAGGCGCUGGAGAUCGUGGCGUGCAUGGAGGAGAAGGGCAUCGCACCCAACAAGACCAAGUACAAGAAGAUGUACAUCGAGAUGCACUCCAGGAUGUUCACCAGCAUGCACGCGUCGCAAGCGCGCCGGGACAGGCGCCGGGAGCGCAAGCGUGCCGCCGAGGCCUUCAAGUUCUGGCUCGGUCUGCCCAACUCCUACUAUGGCAGGGAGUGGCGGAUCGAGCCUCUGCUGGAUGGCGAUGACCAAAGUUGA